AAUACAGAUAAAACAAACCAAGCUCAAAGACCUGGAAGACCAGCUCCCGUGAACAAAAAUCCUGGUUCAUCGGCACAACAGAAUAGACGGCCCUCCGCACAUGAAGUGUUGCGAGAGAAAAACGCCUUCUUCGACCCGAAGGCUUUAAAAUCAAAGGAUAGUACAGAGAUAGUACACAUGCUAAACGAGGGCAUACUUCAUUUAAAGUUCCUUCUUCGAACAAAAGAUAAGAAGCACAACAACGACGAAUUCAUAUGUGAUCUUACUUCUACUCUGGGAAAGGCCUGCAGCGUUCCACCAGGCGAAAAUCUUAACAAGAUUCUGGCCACACUUAAAGGCUCCGCUUUCUUUAACUCAAAAAUUCCCAGUUUACUUGAUCGCCUUCAAGAGUCAACGGCCUUAAAUGACCAAUUAUCUCAACAAAGGUUCAUUGAGCAUCUCAUUGAAAUCUUCAUGAAGUACCUGACACAUUUGCCUAGUUCAUAUGCUGACCUACCUUACGUCCAGUUGAAAGCAGCCUUAGAUCAGUCAAGUGUUGAUAAGAAAGAAGAGCUACAGGCAAAGUUAGAUGAAUUUAAGCAAGCCAGAAAUGACGUCAUCAGAGGAGAAAGACAGAGGGAUGGGAAACGCUUUGUUAACAGGGCGGGGGAAAAGCCACCAAACGAUUUUAGAGACAUGCCAAUUUGUCCCGAGACCAAAGAAAUCACAAGUCAAGAACGAUCUUUUUUACGCAAGAACAUUUCAAAGGGUAGGUACGACAACGCCGAGCACUACCUUGAUGUUCAAUUUCGGCUGCUUCGAGAGGACUUUCUUGAGCCACUAAGGGAAGGUAUUCGUGAAAUUGUCCUCAAUAUACCAAGACAUCAGCGCAAACAAUUGAUGAAAAACUACCGCAGCGUACAAAUUUCUUAGAUACCAGCAGGUGGGCACAUUCCAAAAGACUCUUAUAUGGUUCAUUCCUAUGUCUUUCAAAAGACAACUUUAAAACGAUGCUUUUCGCGACGGUUUGUGGUCGCGAUCCAAAGAAAGUGAAGAAGGGACGAAUUGAGGUCCGAUUUAUCGAAAAUCAAGACGUUUUUGGGAUCGAGAGAAGCAACUGCGUUCACCAAAUGGUGGAGUCUCCCGCAUAUUUCGAAGCAUAUCGCUACGUUCUUAAAGGGUUACAGGAAUUAGACGAAACAACCUUGCCAUUUCAAAAGUAUCUGGUCGAGUGCAGUGGAGAAGUUGACCCACCAGAAUAUCUUAGGCGCGAUAAGAGUGAGGAGCCAGUUUAUUAUGACCUUUGCAAGGCCCUUCAGAUGCUGUAUUUACCAAACACCACAUCAACUGUACCUGUUCUGAGGCCUGAAGCUUGGCCCUCCGAUGAAGGACUUCCUCUCAAUAAAUCGCAACUCGAAGCGUUAAAGACAGCAAUUACAACAGAAUUUUCUGUUAUCCAGGGUCCACCAGGGACAGGAAAAACUUACGUUGGUGCCAAAAUUGUGCGUUGCUUGCUCGAUAACAGACGUGCUUGGGAUCCUCAUCAGACAUCACCAAUGCUGAUGGUUUGUUACACAAACCAUGCGCUUGAUCAGUUCUUGGAAAAGGUGCUAGAAUUUUUACCUAGCCGAAAAAUAAUUCGUGUCGGAGGAAGGUCCAAGAGCGAUAAACUUCAGAACUGCAACCUGAAAAAGUUUACUUACAGAUACAGACUGAACGGCAAACGUGAAGAAGUGAGGGAGAAGUUGCGGCAAAACGACAAAGAAAUGAAAAUGUUAAAGCAACAGCUUGCAAAGGCUGACCACAAACUUUUAGAUUUCGAGGACGUGGAACAACUAAUCAAUCCGGCACAUUUACAGCAGCUGUGUAAUGCUAAAUUUCCAUCCAAGGUGGCUAACGAGAGUCGCACUCCGAGCAACACUUUCAAGUUGUGGCUAUGUAACAACAAAGAGAUGGCUUGCAAUCAAAAGGCAGAGGCACCAACCCAUGCAAAAUGUGUUGAAAGUGAAGAAAAGGAAUUGUUUUAUGACCCAACUAUGUUCACAGAACCACAAGAUGGAAGUGAAACAUCCCUUGGAGAACCUUUAGCAGCAGUUAAUGUAACGGCAUUUGACGUAGCUAAACCCGAUUUUCAGCAGGCGAUGAAAUUCUCAGAACCAUUAGAACCUUUAGCAGCGGUUAAUGUAUCAAACGAAGUAGCUAAAGCCGAUCUUCAGCAGAAGAUUAGCAUCUCAGAGCAAAGAGAGGUAAACACAAACUUUUAUGAGCGUGAAUUACUAAGUGAUUUGUCAGAGGAACAAAGAAGUACCUUCCUGAGUGAACAGAUGGAAAUCAGGGCUUCUCAAGACGUUUCUCAAUUAAACAACAGUUAUUUGGAACAUACAGCCUCAAAAGAAGGUGUUGAUUUCAUUCAAGGGACUGAAAACCUAGAAGUAGAGGGAAAACCUAGUGAUGGAAAUGCUGAUAAAAAACGAGAGGCGGAUGAAGAAACUAUUGCAAUAGAGAGGGAAGCGGAUUUGAUACAGCAACAAAGAUGGAUAGAGGGUGAUGAAGAUCUUCUGCUACCUAUAUCAAAAGAAACAUGUGGCUUAAUGAGUGAAGAACAACAAAAACGAGGGACAAAUAAGGCAAAUGACGAAGACGAAUGGACACUUGUCACGCAUAAGAAAAAAGGCCAGUCACAUUUCUGGAUGCCAAAUGACGCAGAUAAUUCUAAAGAGGACGGCAAAUUGGAUGAGGAAACGGAAGGAACAACGUCUUCAAAGAGAAAGAAGAAAAGAAGAAAGAAAAACAAGAAAACGAAAGUUAUUACUGAGGAAAAAGGUCAGUCACAUUUCUGGACGCUAAACGACGGGGAAAAUUCUGCAGAGGACGGCAAAGUAAAUGAUGAGGAAACGAGGGAAACAAUCUCUUUAAAGAAAAACGUUAUUACGGAGGAUAUUAACUCUAUACGUAAAGACCUAAGCAAAAGAGAAAUGAUGUCCACCGAGGAAGCGUUUGGCAUUCAAAGCAUCUGGGAUAUGUCACAAUCAGAUCGACUCCGACUAUACCUCUUCUGGAUUGAAAACUACCGUGAACACUGCAGGGUAGAAAUUCACCAUGCUGAACGGGCAUAUGAACAGCUUUGCGAAGAAUUAAAGGAAGUGCAAUUUGAGGAGGACGAACAAGUCAUCCGUCAGGCGACCGUUGUUGGAAUGACAACCAGUGGGGCGGCGAGAUAUCACUCAGUUCUUCAAAGGAUAGCUCCUAAAAUCGUUGUUAUCGAAGAAGCUGCCGAGGUGAUGGAAGCCCAUAUUAUCACUUCUCUUUCGCACAACACCAAACACACAAUUCUCAUUGGAGAUCACAAACAACUCCGCCCCAAAGCGACUGUUUACGAAUUGGCCCAGAAGUACAACCUGGAAGUCUCACUCUUUGAGCGAAUGGUGUUGAACAGCAUGGAUUGUAAACGCUUAUCUAUACAGCAUCGCAUGCGUCCUGAGAUUGCCACACUUACAAAAAGAAUCUAUGAUCAUGAAAUUGUAGAUCACGAUUCAGUUUGCAAUUUCCCGCCAAUAUCUGGCCUUUGCCACAAUCUCUUCUUCAUUGAUCACUGCCAACCCGAAAAACUAAUAGGAGGCUUACAAAGUUACUCUAACCAUCACGAGGCUGAAUUCUUAGUGGCCCUUUGCGAAUACCUUCUACUCCAAGGAUACGAACGAAAGCAGAUCACUAUUCUAACCAUGUAUACUGGUCAGUUGCUGCUUCUUCAAGAGAAAAUGCCACGACGAGCUUUCGAAGGAAUUAAAGUCUGUGCAGUUGACAACUUUCAAGGUGAAGAAAACGACAUCAUUCUUUUGUCGCUAGUAAGAAGCAACUCUGAAGGUCGCAUUGGCUUUUUAGGCGACUCCAACAGAAUCUGUGUCGCGUUGUCACGUGCCCGCCAAGGCUUUUACUGCAUUGGAAACUUCAAUCUACUGACAAGCCAAUGCAAGCUUUGGAAGGAGAUCUGUGAUGAUUUAAAGACAAAAGAAGCCAUCGGUGACAAUCUACAAUUGAUUUGUAAGAGACACAACAAUGUAACGAAUGUAAGAUGGGCACGCGAGUUGAAACAGUGCGAACUUGGAGGUUGUACAAUGCCGUGUGGAGACCGCCUAGAAUGUGGCCAUGCGUGCGAAAAGCUAUGUCACGUCUCGUACGUUUACCACGUAGUGUGCUACAAAAUGUGCUUUAAUUCGUGUCCCGGUGGUCACAAAUGUCAUGACAUGUGUCAUUACCCAAGAGAGUGUCCCAAGUGCCCCGUUCUUGUGCGAAAGACGCCUGCCUGUGGUCACGAACAAUCCUUAAGGUGCAGCGUUGACCCAGAUGACAUCUCGUCUGGAUUCAAAUGCGAGAAGAAGGUCAUAAAAAUUCUCCCGUGCGGACACAAUAAUCUUAUGAAAUGUUACAAAGAUCCCAUCAUUUACAGCGACUGCACCAGCAGUUGCACUAAAGUUUUGGACUGCGGCCACACUUGCUCUGAAAGAUGUACACAGGAAUGCCAAUGUGCCACCAUGAUAGAAAUUCAAUUGCCAUGUAACCACAGGAAACAAGUAUUGUGCCGAGAAAAAAAUAAUUCAAUCGUGUGUAAAGAAAAGUGCGAGCGAGCCUUGAAUUGUGGGCACGCAUGCCCUGGAAUCUGCCAUGAAGAAUGUGCAAGGAAUUUAUGCAAGAUCGAAGUUUUGAAAGACCUUCCAUGUGGCCACCAAAAAAUUGUUCGUUGCUACCAAGAUCCCCGAAACGUAUUUUGUUCUUCUGUAUGUCAACGACUUCUGAAUUGCGGUCAUAAGUGUCCUUUGCUGUGUGGUCGUGUGUGCCAGGAAAUUCGGUGUAAAGAGUUGUGUCAAAAGAGAUGCCAAAGAGACCACCCCUGUCAAAGGCAAUGCCACUUUGGUUCACCCUGUUAUGAGUGCACAGUGCCAGUGAAUGCGACGUUCCCCACAUGUGGUCACAACGUUAAAGUGCCCUGUUUUAUUAACCCAGCUUCACUGACAUGCAAUCAGCCAUGUGAAAGAUUGAGAGUCUGUGGACACCCCUGCAAAGACAUAUGCGGCAUAGACUGCGAAACUCGACCAUGUCAGGCACCUGUAACCAGGCUAUUAUCAUGCAAACAUGUUGUGCCUCUUGCUUGUCACAAAAAUACUGAAACGUUCAUUUGCAAAACUAAAGUUGAAGUACUUUUGCCAUGUGGGCAUAAGACUUGGUUGGAAUGUCAUGUCGUAAAAGCAGGGUUUAACGAUGCUUUAUGCAUAGAAAAGGUAGGAAACGAAUUGCGUUGCGGCCAUAAAGUCAACCUUCCACAGUAUUGCUUCCAAGAAAAGGUGGAAAUCACACUUUUUUGCGGACACAAGAAGUUUACAACAUCCUCUAGGAAGCAAGAACAAUUUCAGAGCGGAAGAUGUAACGCAAAGGUGAAGAGAAGACUACCUUGUGGUCAUGAAAAGGAGAUGCAAUGUUCAGAUAAAGCAGACAGAGUUUUCUGCGAUAAACCGUGUGAACGCAUUCUCCCAUGCAAACACCCAUGCGGAAAAAGAUGUGGUGAUGACUGUGCAAGCUUUAGAUGUGUUGUCGAGGUUAAAAAGGUUUUGAGUUGUGGGCGCCAUGAUGUCAGUUGCCUUUGUUCUGAGGAUGUUUCCCAACGUAUUUGUUCAAAUCCGUGCACUCGGAGUUUGUCUUGUGGCCACCAGUGUCCUGGAAAAUGCUAUGAGAUAUGCAGUGAGUACAAGUGCCAAAUGUUGGUUGUUAAGAAUCUACCUUGUGCAGGAAACCACUUUCUGAAAAUGUUUUGUAAAGAUGACCCCAAUAUCAUGGCAUGUCGAGCGCGUUGUGAUCGCAAACUAGAGUGUGGUCAUCGAUGCCCUGGAUUUUGUAGUCAAGCCUGUGGCGCAAUCAUUUGUAGACGUAAGGUGGUGAAGGAAUAUGGCUGUGGCCAUAAACAACAAGUACGUUGCUUUGAACGUAAAACUGUUAUUUGCAAAGCACCUUGUGCACGUCAAGAAAGAUGCACACACAAGUGUAAGGGGUUCUGCGGGGAGCCCUGUUCCAAAUAUUCCUGCCAAGUUCCUUUGGUUAAGACCUUGCCGUGUGGUCACAAGGUUAAGAUGCCUUGUAGCUUCUCUGUUGAUGAUGUACAAUGUCCUGCUUCUUGUCAAGCUCAGCUGCCGUGCGGUCACGAAUGUACUGGAACUUGUUGGGAGUGCAAGCAAAGGGGAACACAUGAAAUAUGCCAACAUCCUUGUAGCCGAGUUCUCGUUUGUUCACAUCGUUGUCAAGCAACGUGCGGCAGGCCAUGCCCACCUUGUGUUAGAAAAUGCAGUCGCCGUUGCCCUCACAGUAAAUGCCCCAAAGAGUGUUUACAACCAUGCAGACCAUGCAUAAAACCAUGUACUUGGAUUUGCCCCCAUUACCAGUGCAAUAAUCCAUGCGGAGAGGAAUGCGAUCGCCCUCGAUGUGACGCGCCCUGCCCCAAGAAGCUUCCUUGUCGCCACCCGUGCAUUGGUCUGUGUGGAGAGAACUGUCCCACUGUGUGCGCUAUUUGCCACUCUAAAAAGCUCUCGUCCAUGAUUGGCCAAGGAAAUUUUAAAGCAACAGAAGGUACAAGAUAUCUGCAGCUUUUAGAUUGUGGUCAUAUUGUAAAGGUUCAAGAGAUGGACGAAUGGAUGCUACGUGAUAUGGGAAGUGAUGUCAAUCACAUUCAGUGUCCUAGAUGCUCUACACCGAUUACGUUCAGUUAUCGGUAUGGAAAUAUCGUGAAGAGGACCCUGAGAAGCAUGGAAAAUGUUAAGAAUCAAAUACGUGAAAUUGGAAAUGAAACCACCAGGUUUACCAGAGAGCUUCUUGGAAAAUUGCGUCUCCCUCCAAAAGGAAUUCUGACUUUAGCUGGCAAACUGUCAGGACUUCUAGGCUCAACGGCGUUGUAUAACGUACAAAUGCACCACAUUCCCUUUGUUUUUUCUCUGAGAAACAGCCUUCUUAUCAUCCAUCAAAUUGAGAAAGCGUUUCUCAUUUUGCAAGCAGUUGGAAAAUGUCAAGAUCAGCUUCAGGUAACGGAUCACUCGAGAGCCAUCAAAGAUGCUUUAGAAAAGAUCUCAGAUUACCUCACGACCCCUCAGUUUGACUUGGCAACUUUGAGACAAUUAUAUGAACAUACAAGAACGUUUACCAUUUUCGCUUCCAUUUUAGAAGCUCAAUGCCAAGUCAUCACUUGCGGCGGAUCUUUUUCCAGCACUGGGGUAUCAUGUUUAAAAAAUGCUCAAGAAAGGUUCGAAUUAUUCAUUAAAGGAAACAGUAAUAUCCUUCAAAAUGAUUGGCUAGAAAAAAUCGCAGCUUCUUUGAGGAACGAGGUCGGCCUUCUACCCCUUCCACCCGAGGAACCCAAGACUGAAUUCAAGAACUUCCCAGGCUAUAACACCAGUGUGUGGAAAUUGUGCAAACUACAUGGUCAAGUGUAUCUCACCACAUCAUUUAUGCGUGAAGGAGAGAAUGUGAGCGAGAUAAAUGGUUGCAGACAAUGCGAUGGCACAGAUGACACUGACGAAAAUAGUGGAUAG
Molecule: messenger RNA, 7547 nt
Organism: Porites evermanni
Lineage: Eukaryota; Metazoa; Cnidaria; Anthozoa; Scleractinia; Poritidae
Source: the annotation of a GenBank genome assembly